GAAGCAUCAACCCAAUCGGCAGGAAGAUCAUCCAGAAUAACCAGUACUCUGGAUCGAUUGAGCAUUGAGUAGCAACAACGAAAGUACCACAGGACACUAGACCAGGUAGGACGACGCCCAGAAGAAGACAAAGCGACAAACUGCUGGACUUGGUCGAUCCUUCUGACAGCAUACGGUAGAGGUGAAGUGAGUAAAGAAAGAGCCAUGCAAAUGGAGCGCAUGAACAGAAGGAAAGGACAGCGUUUCGGACUGGGCAGAACGUCUGAUUUACAGCGGCUCUAUUCAAAAAGUACAGGUUAGUGGCGUUUAAUACAAAGGUUAUGAUGAAUCCGACACGAACAAGUCGAGCAGUCGUACUCCUCCUUGAAAGGGUCAAUACCAUGGCUAUCAAGCAGAACAGCAGAGCAGCUACAGCCAUUACUGGAGCGGCCAGUGACGCCGAAUGAGAAAUUCUCAUAAAGGUGCCCGUUUCGCUUUUGGCAAACACCGUAAACACUCCACUUGAUUCGAAUUCACAGACUGCAUGCGUCAGGUUUAGUGCGACCAACUGAGCGUGGUGGGUCGACCAUGAAGUGUGUUGAGCCCGAGUAGCAUUCUUCACGUGAAUGAAAACCAUAGGAAAGCCUUCCGGGCGGUGAUCGAUGAAGUUGUUGUACUUAGGUAGAGUGUUUGAGAAAUCGAGUACGUCCAUGGAGAACACUAUAUGGUCUGAAGAGAAUUGAAACGGCUGUAGAUAAGGCAUCUGCUGAUGGACGUUGAAUACGGCCUCUCCGUAAUCCGUGAGCUUUUUGACGGUGGCCAGAUAACCUUCGGGAGAUUCGUGAGCAGCCAGCUUCCCAGCAGCAAGUGCUAGCGACUCCGUGAACCACAAGUCCUUCAGAUGGUUUCGUUCGAAUUGAUCAAGCCUCAGCUCUGUAUCCAGAAUCCUAUGCAGAGCGGUUCGGGCGAUGUCGAGAUUGCGACCAUCUAUCGGUUCGGAUCCCCGGGUCGCAUUGUAAAGCAUCACUAGUAGUUCGCCAGAGGUCAGAACGUCGUACUGAAGCUUGGACGUCUUCAACUUAUACAUUAUGA
Molecule: messenger RNA, 1071 nt
Organism: Haemonchus placei
Lineage: Eukaryota; Metazoa; Nematoda; Chromadorea; Rhabditida; Trichostrongylidae
Source: the annotation of a GenBank genome assembly